ACAGCAGACACGUAUAUGAUCGAUUUUGGGCUAUAUAAAACCUAUCGUAGGGCUUGGGCCAGCGAGAAUGAAAGAUAUUUUGAGCGCGAGAAACCGUUCAAAUGUGAAUACGAAGGCUGUGAUCGACGAUUCGCGAAUUCCUCGGACCGAAAGAAACACUCUCACGUGCAUACCUCCGAUAAACCUUACAAUUGUCGAGUUUCGGGCUGUGAUAAAUCCUACACGCAUCCUUCCUCCCUGCGAAAACACAUGAAAGUGCACGGUUGUUCGGGAAGAUCGCCGCCGCACUACGACAGUGACGGCGAGGAAUCAAAUUCCUCCUCGGCGGGAAGUAUAUCGGUCGCGACUAGUCCGCAAAUUGGACCACAAGUGCCGUGUAGUACUGCUCUUAGUGAAUGGUAUGUGUGCCAGCCGACACCGACACCUACCGACCCACUGGGAGGUCUGGGACACUUCGGACAUGUACACCAUGGUGCCGCCGCCGCAUACUAACAUUAGACCAUCUCUAAAUAAUUUAAACGUUCCGUGCAAUUUUUGAACUUAAAAAAUUUUAAAGAAGAAAACGUGUACUUAUAUGCGAAUUGCUUUGCAAUAAUUAUGUGUUUGAUUUUAAAUGUCCUUAUGUUGGUUUAUGUAAAUCGGAUGACAGCGGCAGUUAUAGAGCGUAAUUUUAGUAUAACACUGGCGCUGCCAUCCAAUUAGUAUACACUAAUAUAACUCAUUUUGUGCCUCUACCAAUUCCUGCUUCCUGUAAUAUACGUUGUACAAACUCUUUUUAUGAAGCUGCUCUACUACGAUAACUAUCAGGGAUCUCUUGUGCUAUCGACUGUACAUAAAUUUUUUUAACAGAUCAGUAUUCUAAUUAGCGACAGGUUCAUACUAAAUCAAAAAUAUUUCUCUUCUACAAAACGGUUACAUAAGGCGAGAUUUAAAAUUCAAAUAAAAUAGAAAGAAAAGGUAUACAAACGAGACUUGUCAACUACAGGGUUCACAAAUUAUUAUGAUAAAUAAGUUAUGGUUGUUGGUUUUUAUGAUUAAAAAUGAGCUAAGUUGUUGCCUGUUUUGGUUCAUUAAUAAUACAAUCCGGUGAGAAACAUCUCCAACCUUGGACUGUUGUGUUAUCCAAAAUAAAAAUUUGUAAAUACCUGUUGAGGCAUACCAUCGCCGACGGUUAUAUUUCAAGUCGAUUUGAAAAUAGUCUUGUUAUUAAUGUAUUUGUAAGAACUGGAGAUUUUUCCUCUACUACAAUCACGUUCAUUCUUAAUCUAGGUAAAAUGCCUUUGAGCAAAUCCGAAAGAGCACUGAUCAUAUGUUAUACAUUGUGUGAUAUAAAAAUUUUAAUAUAAAGUUGUAGAAAAAAGCGUAUUGUAUAAUACUUAUAUGUAUGUAUAUGUAUACUGCAGUGUAUUAUAUGUU
Molecule: messenger RNA, 1416 nt
Organism: Photinus pyralis (common eastern firefly)
Lineage: Eukaryota; Metazoa; Arthropoda; Insecta; Coleoptera; Lampyridae
Product: zinc finger protein ZIC 4-like
Exons: 2
Coding region: 16-492 (158 amino acids)
Biological process (GO): central nervous system development; regulation of transcription by RNA polymerase II
Cellular component (GO): nucleus
Molecular function (GO): RNA polymerase II cis-regulatory region sequence-specific DNA binding; DNA-binding transcription factor activity, RNA polymerase II-specific
Source: RefSeq, a predicted model, not a curated record